This is a messenger RNA of Chroicocephalus ridibundus (black-headed gull), 904 nucleotides long. It is a transcript of the gene BOLA1, whose product is annotated as bolA family member 1. The coding region runs from base 191 to 610 and encodes 139 amino acids. The record is from RefSeq and is a predicted model, not a curated record. NCBI's taxonomy places the organism in Eukaryota, Metazoa, Chordata, Aves, Charadriiformes, Laridae. Gene Ontology annotation, cellular component: mitochondrion. The transcript has 2 exons.
GGGCGGGGGACGGGGACAGGGGACAAGGGCAGCGCCCCGGGGGAGACCCCGCGGAGGCGGCGGGGCAGGAGCCGCAAGGCUUUGUGGGAGUUGUAGUUCUGCCGGUGUCACGUGGCGGGGGCGGUGUCCAUCUCCCAGCGUGCUCAGCGGCGGAGCGCAGCCGGAGCGGCGGCGGGCCCCCCCCCUCCGGAUGCAGGGUCCCCUCCUGACGGCCACCGUCCGGGGGCUGCGGGCCAUGGCAGAUGGCGGCCCCCUGGCCCGCGCCAUCCGCGCCAAGCUGGAUGCAGCCCUGCAGCCCACCCACCUCCAGGUGCUGGACGAGAGCCCCCGCCACGGUGGCCCCCCCGGGGCCGAAACCCACUUCGCGGUGGUGGUGGUGAGCGGGCACUUCAGCGGGCUGUCCCCCCUGCAGCGGCAUCGCCUGGUCCACGCCGCCCUGCGCACCGAGCUGGCCGGACCCCUGCACGCCCUCGCCAUCGUCGCCAGGACCCCCCAGCAAUGGGAGAGUGACCCCCACGUCCCCCCCCGGCCCCCUUGUUUGGGGGGGUCCAAGCACGAGCGGCACCGGGACGCAGCUGGGGGGGACGGGGAUGCGCCCAGGAAUCAGUGACAGCAGCGCUGGAUGUCCCCUCUGUCACCCCCCCGGUGACACCGUGGCAGGGAUGGAAUCCAAUUCGGGGGGAGAGACAAAAAUACUGGGGUGCCCCCCACCCUGCAUCACCCCCAGACACCCCCUGGGUCCCACCCUGACCCCAUCCUCCCCCCAGUCUCUUCCUGCUACCCCCUUGGAGGGGGAUUUUGGGGGGGGUUGUCCCCCCAUUUAGUUUAAUUUUUAAAUCAAUUCACCAUCUUGGUCGCGUCCCCCCAUCCUGUACCCCAAAAAAAUAAACGCUCCCUCAUGGAG